Messenger RNA from Arachis ipaensis, 2631 nucleotides. RefSeq names its product Pentatricopeptide repeat (PPR) superfamily protein. Gene Ontology annotation, molecular function: mRNA binding; protein binding. Gene Ontology annotation, biological process: RNA processing; mitochondrion organization. Lineage: Eukaryota; Viridiplantae; Streptophyta; Magnoliopsida; Fabales; Fabaceae. The record is from RefSeq and is a predicted model, not a curated record. Gene Ontology annotation, cellular component: mitochondrion.
CACUUGUCUGGCGUGAAUUGGCUACUACUGCACUGAGAACCAUCCACCCAAUGAUCACGAGCCCGCCGUCGCUGCGGCGUCCGUCGUUGCGCCUGCCUUCACUUCGCCCGUUGGCUCCUCUCUGAUCUCUGCCUCAUUGCCGCCGCUGGAUUAUGGAGCGCCGUCCCAAACUCCCUAAGGCCCACCAACCCAACACUUGUGAAAUAAAAAAAUAAAAUAUAAAAUAUUUGGGGAGAAAGCAAAUGGAUGAGACGAUGCCAAGUUAAGUUACAGCAACGAAAAAGAAAAGAAAGAGUGCCAAAUGACCCUCUCUCUCAGAUCCUCAAGAACCUCCAUAACCCUCGCUAUGCGCUUCUUUCCUCUGUGCACCUCCACUUCCACCGCCACCGACUCCUACCCUGACCUUCUUUACGACGUCCUUCCCGACACCACCUCCAACAACCCUCCUCCUUCUUUAGUUUUCGAUCAGCUUCAUGCCGCCGUUUCCCAACCUGAGCUUCUGGUUCGGCUACUUUAUUCCGUUCGGGAUCGACCCUACGCCGCCCUAAGGUCCUUUCGUUGGGUGGAGCGUCAACCAGGCUUCAAGGGAUCUGAUCUUGCAUUUGCCGUUAUUCUCGAGAUCCUCGCUCAGAACGGCUUGAUGACGUCGGCCUACUGGGUCAUGGAGAAGCUUCUGCUUACGGUUAGAACCGAAGCUGUUAUGGACGUUUUACUUCACGGUAAUUCUUCUGCUUCUUCCUCUUCCUCUUUGGUUAAGCUGCUUGAUUUGUUGCUUUGGAUUUGCACUAAGAAGCUGAUGCUUGAGAAAUGCUUGUUGGUUUUUUACAAGAUGAUUCAUAAUGGUUUCUUGCCCGAUGUCAAGAAUUGCAAUAGGGUUCUUAGGAUGCUUAGGGAUAGGAAAAUGGCCAACAAAGCUAGGGAGGUUUAUAGUGUUAUGGUGGAGUGUGGGAUUAAGCCUACAACUGUUACUUAUAACACUAUGCUUGGUGCCUUUUGCAAGGAAGGGGAGGUGGAGCAGGCGCUGGGCCUCUUGCUUGAGAUGCAGCGCCGGGGUUGCUCGCCCAACGAAGUCACUUAUAAUAUUUUGGUGAAUGGUUUGUCUGACAAAGGGGAAUUGAAUCAGGCCAGGGAGCUUAUUGAGGAGAUGUUGAGGUUGGGCUUCAAGGUUUCGGCUUACACAUAUAACCCUCUGAUUCGCGGGUGCUACAAGAAAGGCUUGCUUGAACAAGCCUCAAGCGUUGGGCAGGAGAUGUUGAGUAGAGGAGUUUUGCCCACGGUCGUGACCUACAAUACCAUUAUGUAUGGUCUUUGCAAGUGGGGAAGAGUGAGCAAUGCUAGGCAGCUGUUAUCGGUUAUGGGAGAUAGGGAUUUGGUGCCGGACUUAGUUUCGUAUAACACACUAAUUUAUGGUUAUAGUAGGUUGGGAAACAUGAGGGAGGCAUUUCUCAUGUUUGAUGAGUUGAGAAACAGAUGCCUUGUACCUAGUGUGGUGACCUAUAAUACGCUUAUAGAUGGUCUUUGCAGGGUGGGGGACUUGGAUGCUGCUCGGCAUCUAAAAGAUUAUAUGAUCGAUCGAGGGCCUCAUCCUGAUGUAUAUACUUUUACAAUUCUUGUAAGAGGAUCCUGUAUGAUGGGAGAUUUGCCGAUGGCUAAGGAGCUAUUUGACGAGAUGCUUUGUAGAGAACUGCAGCCCGAUCGUUAUGCAUACAUAACUCAAAUAGUAGGUGAACUGAAGCUUGGUGACUCAUCUAAAGCUUUUGGUAUGCAAGAAGAAAUGCUAGCCAAAGGCUUUCCCCCUGACUUGAUAACAUAUAACAUCUUUGUUGAUGGGCUCUGUAAAUUGGGCAAUCUGGAUGAAGCAAGUGAACUAGUGCAGAAAAUGAUCAAAGAUGGACUUGUUCCAGAUCAUGUAACAUAUACUAGCAUUAUCCAUGCUCACCUGAUGGCUGGCCAUCUUAUGAAGGCUAGAGUGAUGUUCAAUGAGAUGUUGAGCAAAGGGAUAUUUCCUUCAGUUGUCACUUACACAGUGUUGAUUCAUUCAUAUGCAAUCAGGGGAAGGCUGGAGCUUGCUAUUAUGUAUUUCUAUGAGAUGCAAGAGAAGGGUGUGUAUCCAAACGUGAUCACCUACAAUGCUUUAAUCAAUGGACUUUGCCGAGUGAGGAAGAUGGAUCAGGCAUACAAAUUCUUUGUGGAGAUGCAAGCAAAGGGUAUUUCUGCAAAUAAGUAUACAUAUACUAUUUUAAUAAAUGAAAACUGCAACGCAGGCCAUUGGCAAGAAGCUUUGAGGUUGUAUAAAGAUAUGCUUGACAGAGAUGUUCAGCCUGAUUCUUUCACCCAUAGUGCACUAUUCAAGCAUCUAAGGAAAGACUAUCGAUUGCUUGUCCUUCAGCAACUUGAGAAUCUAACUGGAGCUGCUUUCAAAAUUACGAGAUGUUCCAAUACGUGAAGAAUGCCCCCUCAUUUAUCAUCUAGAUGUAGCUGCUAUGUAUCCAAACAUAAUUUUGACAAAUCGACUUCAGCCACGUCAAUUGUUUCAGAUGAGGUUUGCACUGCAUGUGAUUUCAACCGUCCUGGAAAGACAUGUCUACGCAAACUUGAGUGGGUUUGGCGUGGAGAAACAUUCAUGGCAAA